AUAUCUAUUGGGUUGGUGGCAGUGUAUCAGACAUAUAGAAUAACAUAGGGCUUUCAUCAUAUACAUCAUUAUCAUCUAAGCCUUUCAAUCCCAAUUAUUUUCAGUUGAUAAGAUGAGUCCAUAUUAUUAAAAAAGUAUGUGGAGUCACUGCUCAAAUUUCUCGUCUUUUAAUUUAUUAUGUAGCUACCAUAUUUUAUAAUCCUAUCCAAUCCAUAUCCUUAUUUUCAUCUCCUAUUUGAAUUUUCUUUAGUUUUUGCUCAGGAGAUCCGACAUAUUUAUGUUUUUUCUCACCCAUGUAUCAUAGACUCAUCUUAUCUUAUGUUGGAGUUACCUCAUCACAUCACAUCACUUGACUUUGUUUCUUAUCCUAUCUUUCUUUGUUCAUGACACAGUCAUACAACAUUCUCUUAUCUUUGUUAGCUUCUCUUGUUUGUUUUGUUUUGUUUUUUUUGAGCAUGUUGUAUUAAUUUGAGUAUGUUGUAUUAACAGACUAACAUCCUAUAUCAUGAAGCAUUGUGGGAAAAUGAAAGAGUAAAGAACAAGAAAAUAAGUAAUUUCAAAUAAGAAGGGGAAGGGAGGAGGAAAAAUCUACAGGGGCAAACCACCAUGAAGAAAAUGAUAACAAUGUUGACCAUUUAAAUUCCAUGCUUUAGUAAUUCUGAAUGUAUAAAAUGGUGUUACUGAUCGGACAAUUGGAGUGGAUGCUAAACUCAAAACAGCCUGAACUUUCUGUUUGGGAAAUGUGUAAAAUUCUAGCUUCUGUUCUUGCUCCUUUUAGUGUGCCCUAAAUUGGAUUUGUGAUGUAUUACAAUGUUUUGUAGCAAUGACUCAUCUGUCAUCCAGUCAAUCACUUCCAGUAUACAUUUGCACUGAAUAAAUUUUUGGAUUUUCUAUAUCUGGUAGUUCAGCUUUUUCCCAUCAGUAAAGCUUAUUAUGUGGCAGGUGAUGAAGAAAACUCAUUAUUAUUUGGUGGACACAAGUGUUAUUACACCUGGUGCUGCAGUUUCAGAGUUGCAGUUUAAUGUUAUAAAUGAGGAGCCAUUUGUUGUACAUAAUUUGCAGUUUACGCCAUUACCUGUGUGGCGUGGCCGUGGUUAUCGCUCCCUUGGUUUUCGUUUUGGCAAUGUUUGUUAUAUUAGUGAUGUCAGUGAAAUACCUGAAGAAACUUAUCCUCUCCUGAAGGACUGUGAUAUCCUGAUCCUGGAUGCCUUACGGCCAGAUCAAUCGUCAUCAACUCAUUUUGGACUUCCUAGGGCUUUGGAAGAAGUACGGAAAAUCCAGCCAAGGGGAACACUUUUCACUGGUAUGAUGCAUUUGAUGGAUCAUGAAAAAGUGAAUGAAGAUCUUGCAAAGUUGAUGGAGACGGAGGGCCUCGAUGUGCAACUGAGCUAUGAUGGGCUUCAUGUGCCAGUAAUGAUCUAGUCCUUCCAUUUUCAAUAUUUCCUGAUGACCUUCAUUUGUUUAAUUUUGAAUGACAAAAUGCCAAUCGGUUUUUCACUGCACGGCAUUCUGUCAUAUGACUCUUCUUUCUGGAAUUAAUUUUUUGUCUACAUGUGAUUCGUGGGCGUUUAACAUGCAAUGUAAGAGGUUUUAUUGGGAUUAAACUAGGAUGGGUGCCAUCUCCCACCUUCCUUUUAUAUAUAUAGUUGUUAUUGGGACUGAAAGGUCACAUGUACUUCGACAAAUGCUAUUGGUACUUGGUAAAAAGUUUAAUUACAAA
Messenger RNA from Tripterygium wilfordii, 1720 nucleotides. Its product is annotated as putative hydrolase C777.06c. Bases 934 to 1422 code for a protein of 162 amino acids. The transcript is spliced from 6 exons. Lineage: Eukaryota; Viridiplantae; Streptophyta; Magnoliopsida; Celastrales; Celastraceae. The record is from RefSeq and is a predicted model, not a curated record.